AUGGACGUCUCGGUUGCGCGUCGUCCAUGGGAGGAACCAAGGGCCGGCCAGCAGACUCCCCAGGCCGCUGCCGCCUCUGGUGGUGCUGGUGGUAGUAGCAAUGCUGCUGGUGCUGGUGUUCAGCAGGUCCAGAAACUGCCUUCUAUCUCUACCCUUACCGCCAGUAUGUCUCUCGGCAAUCUUGCCAAUGGUGUUGUUGCCCCCGCAGAAAAAUCGCCCGCGCAGGCCUCCAUGAACACCGUCGAGCGGGACUCCGGCAAUUGGUCCAUGCCCCAGAGUGCCCGCUCCUCCACCUACUCAAACACUACCAAUGGCACCAAUGGCACCAACGGCACCAAUGGCUAUGCGCAAUAUACCUACAUGACUUCCUCUCAACACUCUCCAAAACAUCCCCAGUCACAACGGCAGUCCUCAAAAGAUCAACAACCACAGACUCCCUCCUCUGCUACGCCAUCCUCCCAACAACAGUCCCCCACCUACUCCAUGCACCAGCCAAACGCUAUGCUCCCUUCUAUAAACCAAAACUUUGACAGCGCCGUCCAACGACCCCCUGCUGAGUUCCCCGAGUCCCGCCGCAGCAGCAUUGAUAGUCGAAUGAACCAGGGCAUCGGCUCCUUGGCCAUAAACCAAGCCUCGCCAUACCACAGCACCAAUGCCUCUCAGUCGUCUAUUGUCUCGGGCCUCCAGCGCGACCGUGGCAUAUCCGGGGAAUAUUCAAGCGUAGCAAGCCAACGCGGGCCCCGCUACAGCGGUGAACAACGCCAUCCACUCUCCCACUGGGCCCCACACGGGUCAACAACCGCUUCUUUUCCUGUGCGGGAGGACUUGCCCCCCGCCCAUUUCACAUCCUCACGCAGAGAUAUUUACAAUGCAGAAUCGCCCACUGCAGGCCAGGCCUAUGCUUUUCCUGACCCCGACGUCGCCCGGUCAUCCGAUAAAGAAAGCGCCCGUGGCCAACCCUCGUCCCAGUUAGCACCACGGAGUCUCUGGCCAGCAGUGUGUUUACGACAGAUUCCAGACUGCCACAUGGCCAACAAGCAGAAGCAGGUUAGAGAGUUAAUGGGCGAUCCGGAGUCACCCAACGGCGCGACCCCGUACAGUAGAACCCCGGAAUUGCGCGUCACGCACAAGCUGGCAGAGCGCAAAAGACGUAGUGAAAUGAAAGACUGCUUUGAACUUUUACGUUCACGGCUGCCAUCAAACCAGAGCAGCAAGUCCAGUAAAUGGGAAACUCUAACUCGAGCAAUCGAAUACAUCGGCCAGCUCGAGAAAACAAUUCAACAAAGCCGUCACGAAUCCGUCACCCUGAAAGCCGAGGUCGCGGAACUCCGCCAACAGCUCAAUGAGCAGCUACAACGCCAAUCAACCACAAAUGGCCAUCACCCCCAGCCUACCUAUGACCGCGCACCACCACAGCAAACAAACGGUACACAUCCACACUCCCAUCCACAGCCUCAGAUGUAUAGUAACGGCCACGGGAGCCCCUAUUCUUCUCCCGGUGCUGUGCAGCCCCCACUCCCCUCCAUGGACCCAGCGAGAACUCUCCCGCCGCUGAUGAACGGCUCCCUGGCACCAAUGCAAGGUGUACAGUAUACCGAGGGCCGGCGAUGA
This is a messenger RNA of Blastomyces gilchristii SLH14081, 1611 nucleotides long. RefSeq names its product HLH transcription factor. Gene Ontology annotation, cellular component: RNA polymerase II transcription regulator complex. The coding region runs from base 1 to 1611 and encodes 536 amino acids. Gene Ontology annotation, biological process: positive regulation of transcription by RNA polymerase II. The record is from RefSeq and is a predicted model, not a curated record. The transcript is spliced from 4 exons. NCBI's taxonomy places the organism in Eukaryota, Fungi, Ascomycota, Eurotiomycetes, Onygenales, Ajellomycetaceae. Gene Ontology annotation, molecular function: DNA-binding transcription factor activity; protein dimerization activity.